ACGGACUUAUUUUGACUUGAUUUUUAUCGAGCGAAACCGGGACAAAUUCCCGUCCCUUCCUCGCUUCCGCCCCUCUGGUUUUCUUCUGCCCCACCUCCUUUCCUCGCUUUGCCCUCUUUCUCUCCCCCAAAAUCUGGAGCCCUCGCACCGUUCCUUCGUGGGACGAGGACUAUACUCUCCAAUCUCUUCUUUACCGAUCAAACCCUAGAGGCCGUCGAGGAGUCGUUGUGGGGGGAUACAUGGGCCCUCGAACGUGUGAGGUCUGUAAAGAAGCGCAAUCCAAGUACAAAUGCCCCACCUGCCUCGCUCCUUAUUGUUCUUUGGGAUGUUUCAAGAAGCAUAAAGAAAAUCCAUGCAAGAAAUCAUUACCUGAGCAAGAAUUGACAAUCCAGAAGCUACCUGAAAGAUUAUAUCAAGUAGAUGAACCAAGCUGGGUUGUUGAUAAAGAACAAUUUCAAUCUAUAGUGGAAUCCAGUGAAAUUCUAGAUGCCUUAAAGGAUGGAGAGCUGCGUAAAUUAAUACAGAAAAUUGACAGCUCUGAAGAGCCAGAAAAUGAUUUGACCAAGGCCAUGGAAGGACAGACUUUUCGCGAGUUCACAGACAAGAUUCUGGCUGUUUUGAACCCACAGAACCAGCUUGCUAACUGAGAAAUGUCAUGUUCCAUCAUUUUACUUUUGGCGCCCCUUUUCUGAAGGAUUUUCAGUCAUUUCUGAAGAGCAAGUUAUGAUGAUCAGAUAUGUUCAGUAGCUGUCUCCUUCCUCAAGCAGGUUUACUGUACUUCCAGCAUGAUGUGUGAUCGACAAAAGCUCUCGUUUUGAGUACGACUAUGGCUAUAUGUUCUGAAUUUUGAAUAAUUUUGGAGGGGGCUUGGGGAAAUAUGUUGUGUCAUUUGUUAUUUCCAUGUACUGGUUAUUUGGUUCUUGGGCAGAUGUGCUUUAUUUUUCAACCAGGCGCGGAGCAUGAUUAACAGAGUUUCUUUUGUAUUUUGACAUAGCUAUGGAUUUACGUGAGUCGGGUUAAAUUCAGUAGAAUAUUCGUUGUAGUAUUUUUGAUUUCAAUUCGUGCUAUUUGCAAUGGUGAUUUGAAUAUUGUUUUUAUCCUUCUAAGCUUAGGAAGCAAAUUGUAGCAACCUGCAUGAACGUAGACUUCCAUGGUUAUUUCAAAUCAUCAGGAAGUUCGAGUUGGGUGCAUAUUCUUUUUCUUUUUCCAUGUACGUGAAGUUGAAUAAUGUAAAGUCAUUUUUACCAU
Molecule: messenger RNA, 1248 nt
Organism: Elaeis guineensis (African oil palm)
Lineage: Eukaryota; Viridiplantae; Streptophyta; Magnoliopsida; Arecales; Arecaceae
Biological process (GO): snoRNA localization; box C/D snoRNP assembly; maturation of LSU-rRNA from tricistronic rRNA transcript (SSU-rRNA, 5.8S rRNA, LSU-rRNA)
Cellular component (GO): nucleus; pre-snoRNP complex
Source: RefSeq, a predicted model, not a curated record